This is a messenger RNA of Humulus lupulus (European hop), 6110 nucleotides long. RefSeq names its product THO complex subunit 2. Gene Ontology annotation, cellular component: THO complex part of transcription export complex. The record is from RefSeq and is a predicted model, not a curated record. NCBI's taxonomy places the organism in Eukaryota, Viridiplantae, Streptophyta, Magnoliopsida, Rosales, Cannabaceae. Gene Ontology annotation, molecular function: mRNA binding. The transcript is spliced from 32 exons. Gene Ontology annotation, biological process: mRNA export from nucleus; mRNA processing. Bases 186 to 5837 code for a protein of 1883 amino acids.
ACCCCUAAAGCCAGCAGGAGCUUCGAAAAAGAAAAAGAAAAAAUCUGAAACCCUAAAAUUUAUCAGAAAUCUCUUCUCCUUGAUCCAUGAAAUCCCCUCCGACAACGACCUCAUCCCUCAUUCUCGUUCAUCUCAAACCUAGGGCUUGAUUCUAAGCUCUGUUACUCUCUCUCUCUUUCUCAACAAUGUCUCUCCCACCUGUACAGUGUUUGUACGUUACAGAAGACUGCCUCCGUGAAUGGAAGGCUGGAAACCCUAGUUUCAAGCUCCAUGAUCCCGUUCCUAUGCUCCGUUUUCUCUACGAACUCUGCUCCAGCAUGGCUCGUGGAGAGUUGCCGCUUCAGAAGUGUAAAGUGGCAUUGGAUUCUGUUAUGUUCACGGAUAAGGUUUCUGCCGAAGAGAUUGGCUCCAGUCUUGCAGAUAUAGUGACCCAAAUGGCUCAAGAUCUUACAAUGCCUGGAGAAUAUCGGGCUCGUCUUACAAAGCUGGCAAAAUGGCUGGUUGACUCUGGGUUAGUUCCAUUGAGGCUUCUCCAUGAGCGCUGUGAGGAAGAGUUUCUUUGGGAGGCUGAAAUGAUUAAGAUUAAGGCUCAAGAGCUGAAGAGUAAAGAGGUUAGAGUAAACACCCGUCUUCUUUAUCAGCAAACUAAAUUUAAUCUUCUUCGAGAAGAGAGUGAAGGCUAUGCCAAGCUGGUUACCCUUCUCUGUGGAAACACAGAAUCGUCAUCAUGCAGUGUGUCAGGAGCAACUAUUGGCAUAAUUAAGUCAUUAAUUGGUCAUUUUGAUCUGGAUCCAAAUCGUGUUUUUGACAUAGUGUUAGAAUGUUUUGAACUUCAGCCUGAUAACAAUGACUUUUUGGAUCUGAUUCCAUUAUUUCCCAAGUCUCAUGCCGCACAAAUUCUUGGUUUUAAAUUCCUAUAUUAUCAGCGUAUGGAAGUAAACAGUCCCGUACCAUUUGGACUCUAUAAGCUUACAGCCUUGCUGGUGAAGGAAGAUUUUAUUGAUCUGGACAGCAUAUAUGCACAUCUACUUCCCCAGGAUGACGAGGCAUUUGAGCAUUAUAAUGUUUUCUCUUCUAAGAGACUUGAUGAGGCUAGAAAGAUUGGUAAAAUAAACCUCGCUGCUACCGGAAAAGAUCUAAUGGAUGAUGAGAAACAAGGAGAUGUAACAAUAGAUCUUUUCACAGCCUUAGCCAUGGAAACUGAGGCAGUUGCUGAACGGAUUGAGGAGCUUGAAAAUAAUCAAACAUUGGGCUUGCUUAGUGGUUUCCUUUCUGUGGAUGAUUGGUAUCAUGCAAAUAUACUCUUUGGUCGUCUCUCACAUUUGAAUCCUGUGGAGCAUAUACAAAUUUGUAACAGCUUGUUUAGGCUCAUUGAAAGGUCCAUCUCUUCGGUAUACAAAACUGUUCACCAAGCACAUCUCCAAAACAUUGGAUCUUCAUCUGGAGCUAGUCUUGAUGCAAUGGAUACAGUAACUUCAUCAGUGCGUGGUUCAUUCAUAGAUCUCCCUAAAGAAUUUUUCCAGAUGCUUGUUUCUGCUGGACCUUAUCUUUACCGUGAUACAUUACUGUUGCAGAAGGUAUGCCGGGUGUUGAGAGGAUUCUACUUGUCUGCACUUGAGCUUGUAGGUAGCGGUGGGGCACUUGCAAAUUCAGAAUCAGUUAAUGGUGUGAGUCGAGAUCCUCGUUUGCAUCUAAAGGAAGCAAGGUUAAGGAUAGAAGAAGCCUUAGGAACAUGUUUACUUCCUUCUUUACAAUUAAUACCUGCAAAUCCCGCAGUUGGCCAGGAGAUCUGGGAAGUUAUGAAUCUUCUUCCGUAUGAGGUGCGUUAUCGCUUAUACGGUGAAUGGGAAAAGGAAGAUGAGCGGAUGCCUAUGCUUCUAGCUGCCAGACAAAUAGCGAAGUUGGACACUAGAAGGAUCUUGAAACGGCUUGCCAAGGAGAACUUAAAGCAGCUAGGUCGGAUGGUUGCGAAGUUAGCUCAUGCAAAUCCAAUGACUGUACUACGGACCAUUGUUCAUCAGAUUGAGGCAUACAGAGAUAUGAUUGCUCCUGUUGUAGAUGCAUUUAAGUAUUUGACCCAGCUUGAGUACGACAUUUUGGAAUAUGUUGUGAUUGAACGUUUGGCACAAGGGGGGCGAGAUAAGCUAAAAGAUGAUGGCCUUAAUCUGUCAGACUGGCUUCAAUCCUUGGCUUCAUUUUGGGGUCACCUGUGUAAGAAGUACCCAUCUAUGGAACUGAGGGGCCUUUUCCAGUAUCUUGUGAAUCAGCUGAAAAAGGGGCUAGGGAUUGAGCUUGUUCUUCUGCAGGAGCUUAUUCAGCAGAUGGCAAAUGUCCAGUACACUGAGAACCUGACUGAAGAGCAGCUGGAUUCCAUGGCAGGGAGUGAGACUCUCCGAUACCAGGCCACCUCUUUUGGUGCAACACGGAAUAACAAGGCGUUGAUCAAAUCCACUAACAGGCUACGGGACUCACUACUUCCAAAGGAUGAACCAAAGCUGGCAAUACCCCUUUUGUUGCUCAUUGCUCAGCAUCGCUCUUUGGUUGUAAUAAAUGCUGAUGCACCUUACAUUAAGAUGGUUAGUGAACAGUUUGAUAGAUGUCAUGGAACACUUCUUCAGUAUGUGGAAUUCCUCUCUAGCUCUGUGACACCAGCAUCAGCUUAUGCUCAGCUGAUUCCCUCACUUGAUGAUCUUGUCCGUCUCUACCACCUUGAUCCCGAGGUUGCAUUCUUAAUAUAUCGGCCUGUAAUGAGACUGUUCAAGAUCCAGGGAAGUUCUGACAUCUUCUGGCCUUUAGACAGCGACCCAUCCAGUGUUGCAAUUGCAAAUUCAGAUUCUGAACAUGCUGAGCACUCUGGUGAUGCAGUUUUGGAUCUUGGCCCUUCUCGGAAGCCUUUGAUGUGGUCAGAUCUUCUGAAUACUGUUAAAACCAUGUUGCCAUCAAAAGCUUGGAAUAGCCUUUCUCCUGAUCUCUAUACUACAUUCUGGGGGCUCACUCUUUAUGAUCUUUAUGUUCCUAGAAAUCGGUAUGAAUCUGAAAUUUCCAAACAGCAUGCAGCUCUAAAAGCUCUGGAAGAGUUUUCAGAUAAUUCAAGUUCAGCAAUUACCAAAAGAAAGAAAGACAAGGAAAGAAUUCAAGAAUCUCUAGAUCGCCUGACUAGUGAGCUCCACAAGCACGAGGAAAAUGUUGCCUCUGUCCGUAGGCGUCUAUUUCGUGAAAAGGACAAUUGGUUGAGCUCAUGUCCUGAUACUCUUAAGAUCAACAUGGAGUUUCUUCAGCGUUGUAUUUUUCCACGCUGUACUUUUAGUAUGCCAGAUGCUGUCUAUUGUGCUGCAUUUGUACACACUCUUCAUUCCCUUGGGACACCUUUUUUUAACACAGUCAACCACAUUGAUGUUCUCAUUUGUAAGACCUUACAGCCCAUGAUAUGCUGCUGCACUGAAUAUGAAGCAGGAAGACUUGGAAGGUUCCUGUAUGAGACAUUGAAGCUUGCUUACCACUGGAAGAGUGAUGAAUCUAUAUAUGAACGUGAAUGUGGAAACAUGCCAGGCUUUGCUGUGUACUAUAGAUAUCCAAAUAGCCAGCGAGUGAAUUAUGGCCAGUUCAUCAAGGUACACUGGAAGUGGAGUCAAAGAAUCACACGCUUGUUGAUUCAGUGCUUAGAAUCUUCGGAGUAUAUGGAAAUUCGAAAUUCUCUCAUACUGUUGACAAAGAUUUCAAGUGUUUUCCCAGUCACUCGAAAGAGUGGAAUUAACCUUGAAAAACGGGUAAGUAAGAUCAAAAGUGAUGAAAGAGAAGAUCUCAAGGUGUUGGCAACAGGUGUUGCUGCUGCUUUAGCUGCUAGAAAGCCUUCAUGGGUUACAGAUGAAGAAUUUGGCAUGGGAUACCUUGAGUUAAAGCCUGCACCAUCUCUUGCUGCAAAGUCUUCAGUUGGUAAUUUUGUAGCCAUAAAAAGUGGUUCUGCUAUUAAUGUUUCUCAAAAUGAAUAUGUUGGAGUAAAAACAAAUGUUUCUGAUAUUUCUAAUUCAGUCAGAGAUCAGAUGCUGAAAGCAAGACCUGCUGAUGGGAGAACAGAAAGAGCAGAAAUUGCUUCCAAUAUAAAAUCUGAUCCAGGAAGUGUGAAGCUCAAAGGUAGCUCUUUAUUGAACGGGACAGAUGCUCAGUCAUCAAUGCCUCUGGCUGGCUUGUCAUCUGGGGCAUCUAGAUCACUUGAAAAUCAUAAACUAGUCGAUGACUCCAUGAACAGAGAAGAAAUUAUAGCAAAAGUCACCCCAAAGAACAGUGUGGAACCUGAGUUGAGAACUCAAACAAAGCGAGCUGUGCAAGCGGGAUCACUAGUGAAGCCACCGAAACAAGAUCUUGCAAAAGAAGAUGGUAGAUCUGGAAAAUCUGUUGGGAGAGCUUCAGGCUCUUCAACUAGUGACAGAGAUAUCACAUCUCAUACAUCAGAUGGAAGGCUGGGUGGGGUUACAAAUGUUUCUUCUGCUGUCUCGGUCAAUGGAAAUACAGUUUCUGCUUCAACUAAAGCCUCGGUUCCAUCCACGAGAGCAUCAGAUAUUCACAGUAGUGACUUAAAGCUAGAAAAUGCAGCUGCUAAGGCUUCUGAUUCUAGGAUUUCUGCAUUAAAGGACGAUGGUGUUGAAGCUUUGGAUGCCCCACGGCACUCCUCGUCACGACCUGCGCAUUCUCCUAGACAUGAUUCUUCUACUGCUUCUAAAUCUAAUGAUAAGCUGCAAAAGAGAUCUAGUCCUGCUGAAGAGGCUGACAGGCUAAAUAAAAGGCGGAAGGGGGAGACUGAAGUGAGGGAUUUUGAAGGUGAUGUUAGACACUCUGACCGAGAGAGGUCUGUCGAUGCUCGAUUUGGGGAUCUCGAUAAGUUUGGAACUGAUGAACAAAGUGCUCAUAGAGCCACUGAUAAACUUUUAGAUCGGUCAAAAGAUAAGGCCAGUGAAAGACAUGACAAGGAUUACAAGGAAAGAUCAGAGCGAUCAGAUAAGUCCCGUGGAGAUGAUUUAGCUGAGAAACCAAGAGACAGGUCAAUGGAAAGAUAUAGUAGGGAGCGUUCUGUUGAGAGGGCUCAGGAGAGGAACAGUGAGAGAAAUUUUGAUAGACUUUCUGAGAAAGCUAAGGAGGAUAGGAGUAAAGCACGCUACAAUGAUACAUCUGUAGACAAGUCUCAUGCUGAUGACAGGUUUCAUGGGCAAAGCUUGCCUCCACCACCACCCUUACCUCCUCACAUGAUUCCCCAAUCUGUUAAUGCUGGUAGAAGGGAUGAAGAUGUUGAUAGAAAGUUUGGAACUACAAGACACUCGCAAAGACUUUCUCCUAGACAUGAAGAGAAGGAACGGAGACGAUCUGAGGAAUCCUUGCUUUCGCAAGAUGAUGCAAAGCGGAGAAGGGAGGAUGAUUUUAGAGAUAGAAAGAGGGAAGAUCGAGAAGGGUUGUCUAUGAAGGUGGAGGAGAGGGAUAGAGAGAGGGAAAGAGAGAGAGAAAAGGCAAACCUUUUGAAGGAGGACAUAGAUGCAAGUGCAGCUUCUAAAAGGCGGAAACUCAAAAGGGACCAUCUGACAUCAGGAGAAGCUGGUGAGUAUUUACCGGUUGGUCCACCACCUCCUUCUAACAUCAAUAUAUCACAAUCAUUUGAUGGGAGAGAUAGGGGAGAUCGGAAGGGGGCUGUGAUCCAGCGUGCUGGUUACUUGGAGGAGCCCAGUUUGAGAGUUCACGGUAAAGAAAUGGCCAGCAAGAUGACUCGUCGUGACAUUGACCCGAUGUAUGAGCGCGAAUGGGAUGAUGAGAAGAGGCAAAGAGCUGAGCAAAAGCGAAGGCAUCGGAAGUAGGUUUCGUAAAAGCUUGACCAGUGCUGCAUUUUUAGCUCACCACUGGUGUAAUUUAUUCAUCUUUUUGUGCUUGAUUAGUGGUUCACAUCCUCAAUCUCAUGUGUUGUAAUAGAUCGGUUUUUUUUUUUCUUGUAAGAAAUUUUGGGUGUCUUUCAUCCUUGAAGAAGUCCAUUUAUUGGCUAUAUAGUUAGUGGUUAAAACCCAUGUACAGUACUGUAAUUUCUUGCACCAAAUUAUCAUAAUUUUAUUUACUGCCAUCUAUUCACCAUGUUC